Molecule: messenger RNA, 1938 nt
Organism: Myripristis murdjan (pinecone soldierfish)
Lineage: Eukaryota; Metazoa; Chordata; Actinopteri; Holocentriformes; Holocentridae
Product: mucin-2-like
Exons: 8
Coding region: 43-1938 (631 amino acids)
Cellular component (GO): membrane
Source: RefSeq, a predicted model, not a curated record
AUCACCUGGUCGGCACAUUGAGGAGUUAUCCCCCGUGUUACAAUGCUGCUGAGUUACCUUUGCCUCAUCUUAUCUUGGAAUUACAUCCUUGUGGAGGGUUUUGCAUCCAAUCUCUUUCCACAGUCGUGUGGCAAUUUGGAUCCUACAUCAGGAAAUGGAUUCAAUUUACACACUGCUCCAGGGCAGACCACCCCUUCACCGUUCACGGUCAGUGUCUCCCAAACCACCUACGAGCCAGGACAAACCAUAACUGUGACCCUAGAGGGAACUGGACAAUUCAUUGGCUUUUUACUUGAAGCCCAUGAAGAAGGAGAGAAUGUUGCUGUGGGACGUUUUAUCUUGACCAGUGGAGACGCAACGCUCAUGACAUGUAACAAUAAGCAGGACAGUGCUGUGAGGCAAUCUAAUAAUCAAGGCAAGACCAGUGUGAGUGUAAUCUGGACAGCAAGUUCUGCAGAAUCCCCGGGCAACAUUGUUUUCAAAACAACAUUUAUGACUCGUAUUGAUACAUACUGGAUUGCAGUGCCGAGCACUGUAGUGAGGAGAACAGCUGCAACACUCACGACCACAACACCGUCUCCAACCACCUCUGCAGCUCUCACGACCACAACACCGUCUCCAACCACCGCCGCAGCUCUCACGACCACAACAGCGUCUCCAACCACCGCUUCAGCUCUCACGACCACAACACCGUCUCCAACCACCGCUUCAGCUCUCACGACCACAGCACCGUCUCCAACCACCGCUUCAGCUCUCACGACCACAACAGCGUCUCCAAUCAUCGCUUCAGCUCUCACGACCACAACAGCGUCUCCAAUCAUCGCUUCAGCUCUCACAACCACAACACCGUCUCCAACCACCGCUUCAGCUCUCACGACCACAACAGCGUCUCCAAUCAUCGCUUCAGCUCUCACGACCACAACAGCGUCUCCAAUCAUCGCUUCAGCUCUCAUGACUACAACACCGUCUCCGACCACCACCGCAGCUUUAACGACCACAACACCGUCUCCGACCACCUCUGCAGCUCUCACGACCACAACACCGUCUCCGACCACCGCUGCAGCUCUCACAACAACAACACCGUCUCCGACUACCGCUGAAACACUCAUGACUACAACACCGUCUCCGACUACCACCACAGCUUUAACGACCACAACACCGUCUCCGACCACCGCCGCAGCUCUCACGACUACAACACCGUCUCCGACCACCGCUGACACACUCACGACUACAACACCGUCUCUGACCACCUCUGCAGUUUUCAAUGAACUAAUUGCUUGUAUAGCAAUUUUUGCAUCCUCUUCCUCUCCACAGUCGUGUGGCAAUUUGGAUCCUACAUCAGGUCCACCAAAUGGAUCCAGUUUUUACGCUGCUCCAUGGCAGACCACCCCUUCACCGUUCAACAUCAGUUUCUCCCAAACCACCUACGAGCCAGGACAAAACAUAACUGUGACCCUAGAGGGAACUGGACAAUUAAUUGGGUUUUUACUUGGAGCCCAUGAAGAAGGAGAGAAUGUUCCUGAGGGACGUUUUGUCUUGACCAGUGGAGAAGCAGAACUCCUGACAUGUAACAAUAAGCAGGACAGUGCUGUGAGGCAAUCUAAUAAUCAAGGCAAGACCAGUGUGAGUGUAAUCUGGACAGCAAGUUCUGCAGAAUCCCUGGGCAACAUUGUUUUCAAAGCAACAUUUAUGACUCGUAUUGAUACAUACUGGAUUGCAGUGCCGAGCACUGUAGUGAGGAGAACAGCUGCAGCUCUCACGACGACAACACCAUCUCCAACCACCACUUCAGCUCUCAUGACCACAGCACCGUCUCCGAACACCGCCGCAACACUCACGACCACAGCACCCUCUCACGACCACAGCACCGUCUCCGACCACCGCUUCAGCUCUCACGACCACAGCACCGUCUCCGAACACCGCUGCAGUUAUCAAUGA